CUGUCUUUAAAUUUUAAUCUAAUUGUGUUCAACUCGCGAUUGCGUCCACCAUAAAAGAACAUUACCUAAUACAUAAUAAGGCGUCACCAAAAAAAAUGAAAAGUAUCAUACUAGCCUAAUAAGACGAUCCCCCCAAAAUCAGGCCAAAAAUUUGGGUCUAGAAAAGCGACUUAUUUUUCGUGAAAUACGGUAUUUUUAUAUAUGGUUGUCUGUAGUUUAAUAUUCCAUAAAUUCUAUUUUUUUGUGCAAUUUCUAUGAGGUACAAUUCAGCAAUCUUCAUUAUCUCAACGUGAUUCAUGGAUCAUGAAUCAUGAUCAUUGUAAAUUGAAAAGAAAAAUUUUUUUGAGUCAUGAAUAACUGGUGACAAGCUGCUGUCUAUUAUAUUAAUCUGUGUUUAUGUGUGUGUUGAACUACUAUUAACGCUAUAUUACUGAUUGUAUUAUAGGAUUUUUAUGGUCCAACACAAUGCCUUGGUGUUAAUGUAUAUUUGUGAUAAUAUCUUGUUAUAUAUUUUUUGUAAUAUCGGCAGGAUAUUAGAUUUCUUACUAAAAUGUUCUUUCACCGUAUGGCCUGUGAUACAAGUUUCAAUUGUUCUAGUCGGGGUAGUUGUUUGGAAGGAGUAUGUGUUUGUUCUGUUCAGUUUGCUGGUGAUCAGUGUUCGCAAACAAAUGUUGGUUUUGUAGCUGCAUUCAGCAGUCUUUACAGCCUGCUUGUUCUAGUUAGCUUCAUUCAAUUGAUUCUCUGUAUACAAGCUGAAUAUAAAAAGCUGAAGCAUCCAUCAUUAUGGUCGGCAUGUCGCAUCACAACUCAAAAGUUACUUUAUUUUUUAGCAUUAAGUGCUGCUUUAACAAGGGUGCUUUAUUUUUCAUUGAUGGGAGUUAUUCCUGACAAAUGGUUGAAUACCAUGGAAUUAGCAUAUCAACCUCUUUUAAUAACUGGAAUGUCUCUCGUUGUCUGUUAUUGGAGUGAGGCUUUCUUUUUGGAGGAUGUGAGUAUGUCUGCUGCAAGAAGAGCUCGUUUUCUCUCCAAAUCAUGGCUUGCUUUCUCUGCUUUUAAUUUGAUUCUUUAUCUCACUGUGAUUGCACAAUUUAUAGUUGUUGUAACUGGGGCUCAAGGAAUCAUCUCAGUUGAUCAUUGGACUAAUGGUGCCUUCCAGUCAUUUUUUGCAAUUAUACUGUUCAUCGUAUUUAUUAUUUUUAUGACUGUUGGAGUGGAAAUCUUUUUCAAGGUAAGAGGUGCAUUCAACAGACAAGAAGAUCAACCAACUACGUCAACGUCAAGUUCGCAAACCACACAGAAUAUUAAUUGGAGAGAAGUUGUUAAAUCAAGAUUAGCAAUCGUUUUUCAGGCCCUCUUUCUUUUACUGAUGGUCGUAUGCAUUGUGUCGAAAGCUGUUGAAACAAUGUGGAGAGAUAAAGUUGAUAUCAAAACGAGAAGCAUUCAUACCGUUUUGCACAGAAUGGCUGAGGUUCUUGUUGUACUGUGGUUUCCAUGUGUAUUAUGGAAUUCAUCACGGCCUGAACAAUUGUGGUUUUUGAAUCCAAGAAGAUUGUUAAGCUUUGGAGAAAAUCGAGUUGUAGAGAGGCUUCUCAAUUCUCAUGCAAGAAGAAGGCCUGGAUAUAGUACUUUCAACAUUCCUGAUGAAAAAUCAGAUACCGAUGAUGAAGAAUCAGAGUGUUGGAUAUGCUAUGAUCAUGACAAUUCUGAAACAUUCAUCAGUCCAUGUCUCUGCAAAGGUGGAAUGGCCAAGGUUCAUCAUAGUUGUUUGCAAAGAUGGUUGAUGGAAAAUACAACGAAUGGAGAAAGUCCAUCAUGCAAUAUUUGCAAGUACAGAUAUGCGAUUCAUGAAGAACCUGUAAGAAUGCUGUCCUGGUCACAGAGCUGGAGAAGAAUUGUAAUCAUCAUCCCAACUCUGGUGCUAUGUGGUGCAGCUCCUUAUCUUUCCGUCUAUGUAUUUCGGAACCAACCACAACUGUCAACACCCAUUAAAGUCGUUAUUUUAGGUUUUUCCAUCCUUAUGGAACUUGUCUGCUUAAGGGUUCUUGGUGUGAAUUUUUCAAGACUUUAUCACAUUACACGACAAUCUGCAAUACGAAUACUUAACUAUGAGUCCGUCAACAUCAAUCAACAACCACAUGAACACAAAUCUCAGACGAAGAGCAGUCUUUUUCGUAAAAUAAAACCUCAACAUUACACACCAAUACCUUCUCAUGAUGACUUUGAUGAUGGAAUUGCUGUGGAACAAGCUAAUGUUUUGGUGAAUGUGAGCAACGAAAAUAGUUUUUCUGUUUCGUCAUGUCAGGAUGCGCUUUCUUUCUGAUUUGCAAACUUUCUGUUUUGUAUUUUUUUUUGCCAUGAAAUGCACAAUUAAAAUUUGCUUUGUUUUUUUUUGCCAGAGAAGUAUUAUUACUGUCACCAGUAUCAUAUAUGUGGAAUAUCUGAACCAAAAUAUCUAAAAAAAUUCGAAUAAUCAACAAUACAUGAGCUUUUUAGUGAAUUUCAUCACAUAAUAGAUCAAUUUUGAGCAAAAUAUACUGAAGUAAUUGUCAAAAUAAUUUAUGGAAUAGUGGGUUAUUGGGAUGUGGGAAUACUUACACAUGACAUAUUUUAUUGCUAGUUGUCAUGACACCUUAACUGUUGAUUUUUUACGGUGUUGUCGAAUUAUACUAUAUGCAUCAACAUAUAUAAACAAUUUUUUUUAUAAAUAUUAAUAUGAGGUUUUUCCUGUUUAGCAGACUAAAUAGAGAGGAUAAAUGACCCCUUGGCAUACUUUCUAACUGUAUUUUGUGUCCAUGCUCAAAUGAGAGUAAUACCAUCUUAACAUUGCGAUUAUAACCUCGCUUCUAUCAUGUUAGAAUGCAUGCAUUGUUCGCUCUUGUCCGAUUUUAUAUGUAAUAUAAGUCGAUAGGUUGGCUUCAAAGCCUCUUGUGUUUCAGUAUUUUUGUAAUCUUAAACUAUUUUGAAUUUAAAUAUUGGAAAUAAAUUUGUUUCUUGCAUAAAAAACAGUC
Molecule: messenger RNA, 3008 nt
Organism: Styela clava
Lineage: Eukaryota; Metazoa; Chordata; Ascidiacea; Stolidobranchia; Styelidae
Molecular function (GO): zinc ion binding
Source: RefSeq, a predicted model, not a curated record